Eptesicus fuscus (big brown bat) is the source of this 3475-nucleotide messenger RNA. It is a transcript of the gene FADD, whose product is annotated as Fas associated via death domain. Gene Ontology annotation, molecular function: protein binding. Bases 198 to 833 code for a protein of 211 amino acids. Gene Ontology annotation, biological process: signal transduction; regulation of apoptotic process. Lineage: Eukaryota; Metazoa; Chordata; Mammalia; Chiroptera; Vespertilionidae. The transcript is spliced from 2 exons. The record is from RefSeq and is a predicted model, not a curated record.
AUAGGAGGCCCUCAGUGGACUUCCGGUGUCGGGGUCGAAAUGCGGGGUUUGUGAAGAGGGACUCGGAGCGGCCCGAGUCCCCGGGGCGCAGGCCGGCUGGCGGGCGGGCGGCGGGCCGAGGCCGGGGGUGGCGAGCCGGAGCGGGGGACGCGAGCGGCGGGCCGGGUUCGGGACGCGCCCGCCCGGCGGCCGCCACCAUGGAUCCGUUCCUGGUGCUGCUGCACUCGGUGUCCACCGGCCUGUCGAGCGGCGAGCUGACCGAGCUCAAGUUCCUGUGCCAAGGCCGCAUAAGCAAGAGGAAGAUGGAGCGCGUGCAGAGCGGCGUGGAUCUCUUCUCUGUGCUGCUCGAGCAGAACGAGCUGGACGGCGAGCGCACCGAGCUGCUGCGCGAGCUGCUCGUGUCCCUGCGGCGCCUAGACCUGCUGCGGCUCCUGGACGACUACGAGGCGGGCGCGGCGGGGCGGGCGGCGCCGGAGGAGCAAGACCUUUAUGCAGCGUUUGACAUCAUAUGCGAUCACGUGGGGAAGGACUGGAGAAGACUGGCUCGUCAGCUUAAAGUGUCUGACGGCAAGAUCGAUGCCAUCGAGGUGAAGUAUCCCCGGAACCUGAUGGAGCAGGUGAGGGAGGCGCUGAGAGUCUGGAAGAGCACCGCACGGGAGGGAGCGGCCGUGCCCCACCUUGUGGAGGCGCUCAGGGCCUGCCGGCUCAACCUGGUGGCGGACCUCAUCGAGGAGGACCAGCAGGCCCGGGGCCUCCAGCGUGAGAACGAGAGUGGAAGCAGCACUGUGUCCCUCAUGUCCUGGGACGCACCCAGCACGAGAGCCUCCUCCUGACCCCUCCACCGAGCUUGACCCGGACUUCCGUGCGCCUGCGCUGUGAAAACCUCGCAGUGAGCCAGGACAAGGGACCCCAGCGCUCACUCGCACAGCCACAGGCAUCUCAGCCAAAGCGCUGACUUAGCACACGCUGUGUGCCAGGUGGAGCUUCGGGCCUGGUACCCAUUCAUCCAUUCAUUCUUCUUGAUCACCUCUGUGAAAGGGAGUCUGGUCUCCAUUAAGUGAGUUCCUGCAGAGGGAUUUUGGGACCAUAUCAGCACAUAGAAGGAAUCUAGCAGCGGUUGUUACUUCACGAUUCUCAGGGGAGGGAGGGAGCUCAGAGUUAAGGCUCUGGAGGGACCUGGGGUUGGUGCCAGCAGAGCUGAGAUCGGAGGCAGUGCGCCAGCUCAGAGCCCACUCUGCUCGUCCUGCGCCCCCCCUCCCCCCAAUGAGGCUAUCCGUGCAGACCAUGUGCUAGGGCAGGCGGCAUGGGCGAGAAGCACCCCUGCUCCAGCCCCUGCCCCUGAGGGAGCUGUCUCCUCUGAGGUGGUGCCUGUUCGGUGUUCAGAAGUGAAGUGAUCGCACAGUCAGCUCUACACUCAGUCCUGCGGAAAGUGUGAGGGCUCAAAGGCUGGAGCUCAUAGAAGGACUAUGAUUCCUGUGAAUCCACAGUUACUGUUGUAUCAAAAUCACUGUUUUUCUGGUAACAUAAUUGGCAAGGGAAAGGGAUCCUGUGGGAUCCUAUAAUUUUAAAGCAAUCUUCCUGUUUCUACAGUAAUCCCACUAAGCAAAUGCCUUUAUAGCAAAAAUCUCCCUAUUACAGGUAAUUUUCCAUUUCUAUCGAUUUUAUAUCACAUAUUCUCAAGAGUCCCAUCUCAGCCAAUCAUGGUCUCUCUCGCAGCCCAUCCUGGGCUCAGCCUGUGAGUGGCCACAUUUCCUCACAGUUGCCCCACCUCUGAAUAGGGGAGUGUCACCCUCAGGAAACCGGUGUCUGUGGAGGGCAGCGUUCACUGCUUGGGCCCUGCCUACCUCCAAGAGGCACCCGGGUGCCAAGUGGUGUCCCUAGUCUAGGCCUUCCAGCUGUCACCUUGGAACAGCCACAUGUGAUGAGAUGUCAUGCAUGCUGCCUCACCCUGGUUGCUGAGGACCUAGCCACUGCCCCCACUAAGCAGGGACCCAGCCUUUGAGCCCCCAUACCUUCAGCAGAUAUUUCCUAUGCCAGGAGCUGGGACCACAGCAGCACACAGGAUAGAAUUGGCCCUACUCUGUUCACCCCGAAAGCCUGCCCGAAACACAGGUGUUAACUAACGCAUCACAGGUCUGAGUGCUGCCAAGGAGCUGAGCUGGUUUCAGGCCCGUACAGCCUGGCUCGGCCCUGUGUUAAUGCCACACCCCCACCUACCAGCAGCGCCCUCUUCAAGCCUCCAGGCCAGGCCCAGUUCUGGACAGCAGACGUCAUCACCGUCAACAAAUGUGAGUGGCUUCCCGAAUGGGAAGCUUUGAGAAUUGAGUUUUCUGGGCAGUGUGUCCAUAUUUCUUGCCCAGAGAUAGGUUUUAGAGGUUCUGCCAUUCCUAUGGUUUGUGGUGUCCACUGCUGAAAUGGGGAAGUGUGGAGCAGCUGGCAGCAUCCUACCUCCCCCACAUCCUACUCUCCCACAUGCCAUAAGAACCCCAGCCCUCCAUCAUGCCAGGUGCUCCAAUAGAGGCUUUGAUGGGCAUGGUUGCUGUACCCAAAAUUUUCCAUUGCCUGUGAGAGAGACAGGCUCAGUCCUCAGCUCUGCUGCCAGCUGCUCCAGUGGCCCAUCACCCAGUGAGGCACCGACAUCCCAGGACUCCUGUCCCUGUGGUGAGGGAGAAGGAGCCCUAGCUUUGGGGCAGCCUCACGUCAUCCACUGUGUGAUCUAAUUGCACUCAAAGCUUGGAUCUUGAGUUGUAAAACUCGGCAAAGGUGAUGGGUGACAAAAUGCCUCCAACUGAUGCUGCUGGGCCCAGAGGGUCCCAGCCCUGGGCUGCUGUGUGCCACCAGGUCAGAGCCAUAGAGUGGGGUGAGCUUGCAAGAGAAUCUGGCCCCUGAAGAUGAGGGCUUCGAGCCAGAUAGAAGCAUGCACGUGGUCGGGGGGCUUCCAUGGGACUGCCACCGAGCUUGGCGGUGGGACUCGGUCGAAUAGGACACGCAGCCUGUCCUUGGGAUGCACAGUGUCCCCGGUUUUGUAAAACAAGGAAACAUAAAAUAUACACACACAGCUUGUACAAAGCACAGGUGGGCACAAGAAGUGAAAUGUACACAGCAAGCAUCUGAGAACUGUUACUUCCUGAUGACAGGGUUACUGUACUUGGGUGUUUUCCACAUUUUCUUUGAUGUGUGGGGUAACCUGGACUAUUUGGUGGGGUGUUCUGCCCCUGGAGAGCAUAUGGUUCGAGUCUGACCCAGGUGGCGAAGGCUGCCUCCAGGCGGAACAUUCUGGGCCUUUCUGUAGCCUCUCCCAGAACAGACAGGACUGAUGUCCGAUCAGAGCCACGGCCUUGACAGGGUCAGUUCCACCCACCCUAAGGAGGGAGCUGCUACAAUUUUUGACCAAGGAGUUCUCAUAGCAACCCAUGUACCUUAUUUUUUGCACUCAUGAAAUUGUAUGUUUCUAAUAAAGGUGUAGACAAGUCAA